Messenger RNA from Cheilinus undulatus (humphead wrasse), 5224 nucleotides. RefSeq names its product transmembrane protease serine 9-like. Gene Ontology annotation, biological process: proteolysis. The coding region runs from base 3 to 4385 and encodes 1460 amino acids. Gene Ontology annotation, molecular function: serine-type endopeptidase activity. NCBI's taxonomy places the organism in Eukaryota, Metazoa, Chordata, Actinopteri, Labriformes, Labridae. The transcript is spliced from 25 exons. The record is from RefSeq and is a predicted model, not a curated record.
AUAUGGCUCUGCACAAGGUGAUCUGCACAGCGACCCUGCUGGCUCUUCUCACACAAGAUUGUCACUCACAGCUUAAUGUGUGCGGGAAGGCUCCUCUGAACACUCGCAUCGUUGGAGGAAAUGAAGCGCCUGAAGGCAACUGGCCAUGGAUGGCCAGUCUGCACAGAUUUGGCUUUCACUCGUGUGGAGGGUCACUCAUUAACAAUGAGUGGGUGAUUUCUGCUGCUCACUGCUUCCAAGACAUCAGUGCCAGAGAUUUGACCGUGUAUCUUGGUCGACAGAGGCAAGAGGGAUCACACCCCAACCAAGAGGCUCGACUUGUCUCGCAGAUCAUCAAUCAUCCAAACUACAACGAAUCAACUUUCAACAAUGAUAUUGCCCUCCUGAAGCUGUCCUCACCUGUGAAUUUUACCAGCUACAUCAUGCCCGUCUGUCUUGCUGCCCCAGACAGCACCUUCUUCACCGGCACCGAUACCUGGGUCACCGGCUGGGGCGACAUCGCAGAGUCUGUGUUCCCUCCUUCCCCACAAGACCUCAUGGAGGUGGAGGUGCCGAUUGUGGGGAACAACGAGUGCAGCUGUUACUAUGACUCCUUUAACUCGAUCACAGACAACAUGAUCUGUGCUGGGUUAAAAGCUGGAGGGAAGGACGCCUGCCAGGGGGAUUCAGGAGGUCCAAUGGUGGGCAAGCAGAAUGACACCUGGGUCCUGAUAGGGCUCACAAGUUUUGGAGAAGGAUGUGCUAGGCCUAAUUUUCCAGGAGUCUACACCCGUGUGUCUCAGUACCAGGUGUGGAUCAACAGCCAAAUCGCCACCAACCAGCCAGGCUACAUCACCUUCACAUCCACUGGGAAUGACACCGACCAAAGCUUCAACUGUACUGAGCAGUCACAAACAUCCACACCUGCGCUGAAUUUCUCAUUGGCAGAUGUGUGCGGGAAGGCUCCACUCAACACCAUCAGCAACCGCAUCGUUGGAGGAGAGGUGGCCUCUAAUGGCAGCUGGCCAUGGAUGGCCAGUCUGACCAUAUUCGACUCCCACUUCUGUGGCGGGACUCUCAUUACAGAUGAGUGGGUGCUUACUGCUGCUCACUGCAUCGACGGAACCCCCCUAAGCAGUGUGGUCGUGCAUCUUGGUCGGCAGAGCCAAGAGGGACCCAACCCCAACGAAGUGUCUCGAACAAUCUUGCAGAGCUUUAUUCAUCCUAACUACAGCAUUUUUAAUAUUGACAAUGACAUUGCCCUCCUGAAGCUGUUUUCACCUGUGACUUUUACUGACUUCAUCUGGCCAGUGUGCUUGGCAGCCUCAGACAGCACCAUCUUUAGCGGCACCAACACCUGGGUCACCGGCUGGGGCGACGUCAAUUUUGCAGUGUCCCUUCCUUCCCCAAAAAAUCUCAUGGAGGUGGAGGUGCCGAUUGUGGGGAACAACGAGUGCAGCUGUUACUACGACUCCUUUAACCCGAUCACAGACAACAUGAUCUGUGCAGGCUUUGAAGAUGGAGGGAAGGGCGCCUGCCAGGGGGAUUCAGGAGGUCCAAUGGUGGUCAUGCAGAAUGGGACCUUUGUCCAGAAGGGGAUCGUAAGUUAUGGAGUAGGAUGUGCUGAGCCUACGUUUCCAGGAGUCUUCACCCGUGUGUCCCAGUACCAGUCAUGGAUCAACAGUCUCAUCACUGUCAACCAGCCAGGCUACGUCCUCUUCACAUCCACAGGGAACGACACUGACCAAAGCUUCAACUGUAGUGACGCAUUUCUACCACCAACAACACCUGCACAGAAUAUCUCAUUGUCAGAUGUGUGCGGGAAGCCUCCACUUAACACCGUCACCACCCGCAUCGUUGGAGGAGAGGUGGCCUCUGAUGGCGCUUGGCCAUGGAUGGCCAGUCUGACCAUAUUCGGCUUUCACUUCUGUGGCGGGACUCUCAUUACAAAUGAGUGGGUGCUUACUGCUGCUCACUGCGUCAUAGGCUUCAAUCCGAGGCUUUUGGCCGUGCAUCUUGGUCGACAGAGACAAGAGGGACAAAACCCCAAUGAAGAGACCCGAAGAGUGUGGCAGAUAUUUGUUCAUCCUGACUACAACAGUAGUACUUUUGACAGUGACAUUGCCCUCCUGAGGCUGAUUUCACCUGUAAAUUUUACUGACUUCAUCCAGCCAGUGUGCCUUGCUGCCCCAAACAGCACCUUCUUCAGCGGUACCAACACCUGGGCCACCGGCUGGGGCGACGUCAAUUUUAGAGUGUCCCUUCCCUCCCCACGAGACCUCAUGGAGGUUGAGUUGCCAGUUGUGGGGAACAACGAGUGCAGCUGUUACUACGACUACUUUGUCUCAAUCACAGACAACAUGAUCUGUGCAGGCUUUGAAGAUGGAGGAAAGGGCCCCUGCCAGGGGGAUUCAGGAGGUCCAAUGGUGGUCUUGCAUAAUGGCACCUUUGUCCAGGAGGGGGUCACAAGUUUUGGAGUAGGAUGUGCUGAGCCUACGUUUCCAGGAGUCUUCGCGCGUGUGUCCAAGUUCCAGUCAUGGAUCAACAGCCACAUCACCUUCAACCAGCCAGGCUACGUCCUCUUCACAUCCACAGGGAACGACACUGACCAAAGCUUCAACUGUAGUGACGCAUUUCUACCACCAACAACACCUGCACAGAAUAUCUCAGUGAUAGAUGAGUGCGGGAAGGCUCCACUCAACACCAUCACCACCCGCAUCGUUGGAGGAGAGGUGGCCUCUGAUGGCGCUUGGCCAUGGAUGGCCAGUCUGACCUUAUUCGGCUCUCACUUCUGUGGCGGGACUCUCAUUACAGAUGAGUGGGUGCUUACUGCUGCUCACUGCGUCAUAGGCCUUCAUCCCAGGCUUGUGGCCGUGCAUCUUGGUCGACAGAGACAAGAGGGACAAAACUCCAACGAAGAGACCCGAAGAGUGUGGCAGAUCAUUCUUCAUCCUGACUACGACGUUAUUCCUUUUGACAGUGACAUUGCCCUUCUAAGGCUAACCUCAUCUGUGAAUUUUACUGACUACAUCCGGCCAUUAUGCCUCGCAGCCUCGAACAGCACCUUCUUCCAUGGAACUGACACCUGGGCCACUGGCUGGGGUGACAUCCAAUAUCUUGUGCCCCUUCCCUCCCCACAAGAGCUCAUGGAGGUGAAGGUGCCUGUUGUGGGGAACAACAGGUGCAGCUGUGACUACGACUCCUUUGUCUCAAUCACCGACAACAUGAUCUGUGCAGGCUUUGAAAUUGGAGGGAAGGGCACCUGCCAGGGGGAUUCAGGAGGUCCACUGCAGAGCACGCAGAAUAACCGCUGGUUCCAGAUGGGGGUCACAAGUUUCGGACUAGGAUGUGCUGAGCCUCGUUUUCCAGGAGUCUUCACCAGUGUGUCCCAGUUCCAGUCAUGGAUCAACGGCCACAUCGCUGUCAACCAGCCAGGCUACAUCCUCUUCACAUCCACAGGGAACGACACUGACCAAAGCUUCAUCUGUGAUACAGUGUCUCCAACACCAAGCAGCACCCCUGAGUCAACGUCCCCUGCACCUGUGGUCUGUGGUCAAGCCAGACUGAAUUCACGUAUAAGCGGAGGAAGCUCAGUCGCAGCAGCUGGCGAGUGGCCGUGGAUGGUGAGUCUGCAAAAGAAUGGGAUCCAUGUGUGUGGUGGGACUCUGGUGGCCGAAAAAUUUGUGUUGAGCAGCGCCAGCUGCUUCCCAAGUUCCCCCAUACCAUCUGAAUGGACCGUCAUUUUGGGUCGUUUGAAACAGAACGGAUCAAACCCAUUUGAGGUGAUGCUGCAUGUGACAAACAUCACUCUAAGCAGCUUCACUGGGGAAAAUGUAGCAGUGCUGGAGCUGUCAUCUAAACCCACCCUGUCAAACUACAUCCAGCCCAUCUGCCUAGACGAUGGACGGACCUUCGCUGAGGGCUCAACCUGCUGGGUUGCUGGCUGGAGCCCUGAACAAGGAGGAGAGGAACAAGUUCUGCAGGAAUUACAGACUUCAAUUGUAAAUUGUGGAGACGCUUCAUCAAGUGAUGCAAUUUGUACAGGACCAUUCACUCUAGAAACGGGGGAUUCUGGUAGUCCACUGAUGUGUACAGUGGAUGGAUCUUGGUUCCAGUCGGCUGUGCUAGUGUUUCAAGAUGACUCCAGCAGACUGGGGCGAGAAGCUUCAAUGAUGGUCCUAACCAAGUUGAGCGCCUAUCGGGAGUUCUUGACCGGUAUCAUUGGGCCCUUCUUAUCUCCAGCCACCUCCUCCCCCAACACCACCACCACCGCCCCUACCAACACCACCACCAACACCACAGCCAGCGCUACCACCAGCAGCAGCGUGGAUGGCCCUGCUCACUCCUCUUUCUUCAUCUUCUUCCAUCUUCUUGUCUUCUCACUGUGUCUUCAGCUCCUCCAAUAGAAACCUCUUACUUUUAACAGUGAUUUACAUGAUGUGACCAACACAAAUUAAUGUAAAAAACCUUUGAUUUGAGGACAUUUGUUGGUUUAGAACUGCAUGUAUACGUUUGUGAUUGGUGCACAGUAUGCAAAAGUAGCAAACUGAGGAAGAUGAACAUGUGCUGUAUAAAAUUCAUAGACUAUCAGGAAAAUCCCUUUUAUGUGUUCAGGGAGAUUUAGUUAUUUAAAAAUAAUUUCAAAAUCAACAUUUACCAUUUACAAUAUAAGAAGUGGGCAUUUUCUAAGCCUCAGAUUUUCUUUCAGGUUAUUAUUUUAGAGUGACAAUAUUUGGAAAAACAGUUUAAAUAUGAGAGUAAUCAGUGGUUAGCAAAUGCCAAGCUAUCAGUUCAUGCUAUCUUUGAAAACUGGAUUAAAGAAAAAGAUAUGUCACAGAUAUUGCCGUCUUUACCGCAGCCCUAGUAGUGCUGAAUGAAUCUGGCUUGGGAUUGUUUCCUUGCCAGCUUCAAAAAGAGAGCAGGUUUAUAGUGCAGAUAAAAAGAUUCUACUUUGAUGUUUAGACCAAGACUUAAAAGCUCACUUCUUAUAUACAAUAGGUGAUAUUUACUUUAAGCAUAAUUAUUCAGGCUGCUUUAAUUUCUGUAGUGUCAAAAGCAUGAUUCUGCUUGUUUGUCUUUGACAUGACACAAAUGUAUGGUCAGUGAUUUGAGAAACUAUGGAUGCUGGCUGCUUUGAGUCUGAUUUGUCAGUUUUAAUUAAAAUGAAGAACCCUCGAAGCUGCACUUGAAACUUGCUUUUAUAUUGAGCUUGUCCUGCGACUUAUUGAAGCUGUAUAUAUCAUAA